This is a messenger RNA of Anguilla rostrata (American eel), 3744 nucleotides long. Its product is annotated as neuronal calcium sensor 1. The record is from RefSeq and is a predicted model, not a curated record. The transcript is spliced from 9 exons. NCBI's taxonomy places the organism in Eukaryota, Metazoa, Chordata, Actinopteri, Anguilliformes, Anguillidae. The coding region runs from base 1653 to 2225 and encodes 190 amino acids. Gene Ontology annotation, molecular function: calcium ion binding; calcium sensitive guanylate cyclase activator activity.
UGGCGUGUAGUCUAUAUAAAUACUAGGUGGUGAGUUGGUUCAUCCUUUGUUUAAAAAACCAUGUCUUAUAGUGUGUAAUCUGUGCCGCCUUCGGUCGGCGUUGAUUCCCCAGCCCCAGGCGACUUAAUGGUUGAAAAGAAAGGGUUAAUGUUCAUUUAGUCUUGAGGAAGGUAGCUACUGGGUGGAGACCGAGUGAUGUCAGGACUGCGUACCGGCUGAUCGCGCACUGAAAACCGGCUACAGAGCGAAGGAGGUGUCCGCGAAAGGCAGAAAACAGUUAGUGACGUUAGGUACAGACCAAAUUCACGACAUCGGUGUCAAAAAGACAAAAAAGCUUGAUCAGUGAAUCGAUUAACCCACUUUAGUGCCAGUCUCAUUUCAUUUUGUUCUCAGCCAACUAAUCGUUACUCACUUAGACUACUGGAGCAAAAGAAACGGUCCCUGGAGCCAUGCAGACACGCCGCUGAGAUCUGAAUGAGGAAAUAAAUAAGGACUAACAGACCCUACCAAGAGAGUAGCAGACAGACGCUUUUAGCUGGGAAAACAUUCUGUGGGGUCCUGAGCAGAGGAACAAAGAAGCUAAUGGCUGCAGCUUGCAUCUACUGGUACACCGCUAACCUGUGACACACACAAAUUCCAUUACGCUCUGUUAACCAGAAGCCGGCAAACUGUGCAGCUGACUGACUCUGAGGUGAGGAGGGAGGCAGAUUUGAGUUUGGACGGAAGAAAAAUAAGGACCGUCUCAUGCUGUAAAUUUUUCAGCUCAUACUGCUGGUGGCCUGCCAUGUUAUUUAAAGAAGAAAACCACAAAUGUAAUCCUUUGCUGCAUUAUUUUUUUUAAAGAAUUUUAUUCGCAAUAAUAAUCAUUUGAGCAAGGAGUGUGAGAAACGAGCAAAGAGCCUUUUUUAUUUUUUCGCUUCAUGGAGUUCAUUCACAGAAUCUGUGUAAAUGAAGAUCAGAUGUCACCGAGGCAAGCCGGGCUUGUCCAGCUGAAGUUUUACCCACCCCUUAUCUGAGCUGUCAGGGGAGGAAAUCUUUUAAGAGUUACCCAGAGCUGCGGAGGCUGUGACGAAGGACAGAGGGAGGAAGAAGCUGGCGAGAGAGGUGGCAGAGAGCAAGCGGGAAAGCUGUGGAGAGCGCACGAAAGCCAGAGAGCGACCAACUGCCAUUAGGACAAAGGCGGCACGGCCGUGGCACCCAGCACAGUCUUAACAUAGAAGAGGUUGCCAUGCGCCACUGAGCCAGCGAGAAGCCUUCCGAAGUUUCCCGUAGCUCGUGUAAUGAGCCCCCAGUCUGGGAGCAGGUUCCCAGGGGUGGAGUGCUGAGUUCCAGGGAGGGAGGGGAGACUGGAGAGGGGAGCGGAGGAAGCAGGAUGGAUGCAAGUGACCGGGCCCCUGCCUCCUGCUCACUUUGACUGCUCUCUGCCGGAGGAGACCCCGGCUAACUAGCGCGGUUUUGUUAUUGCAUCUGUUCAUUCAUAAAAUUGGCUCCUCUCUGGGCGCUGUUUGAAGCAUAAGCAAGCUGGAAGGGCUCAUCGGGGGGAGGGUGUGUGUAUGUGCACGAGUGUGUAUGUAACAACGGGAGAGCCGUACCCCUCUGCUGCAAGUUGAAGGAGCUUCAGAAAGCGUGGGGCAAAGGUGCGGACCCUGACCAUGGGGAAGUCGAACAGCAAGCUGAAGCCGGAGGUGGUGGAGGAACUGACCCGGAAGACCUACUUUACAGAGAAGGAAGUACAGCAGUGGUACAAAGGCUUCAUUAAAGACUGUCCCAGCGGUCAGCUGGACGCUGCAGGCUUUCAGAAGAUCUACAAGCAGUUCUUCCCCUUCGGGGACCCCACCAAGUUUGCCACGUUCGUCUUCAACGUCUUUGACGAGAACAAGGACGGACGCAUCGAGUUCUCCGAGUUCAUUCAGGCGCUGUCCGUCACCUCUCGGGGAACCCUGGACGAGAAGCUCAGAUGGGCUUUCAAGCUCUAUGAUCUGGAUAACGACGGCUACAUCACACGGGAUGAGAUGCUGAACAUCGUGGAUGCCAUUUACCAGAUGGUGGGAAACACUGUGGAGCUGCCCGAGGAAGAGAACACUCCAGAAAAGAGAGUGGACCGUAUUUUCGCCAUGAUGGACAAGAACGCCGACGGCAAGCUGACGCUGCAGGAGUUCCAGGAGGGAUCGAAGGCGGACCCCUCCAUCGUGCAGGCCCUCUCCCUGUACGACGGGCUCGUAUAGGCGCCCCGGGGGAGAGAGGAGAUACCCAAGCAGUGUUCACUCCAGUGCCAUUACACUUGUUCUUGGAAGAAGCCAAAUGUCUCCUUGGACCCCCCACCCAGAAGACGACGGGAGAAACGGGGGUCACAGGAGCCAGCCGACGAGAUUUGCCUCUUGCCAUUCAGUCAUCUCCGUCAUCGCCCAGAACAUCAAGCCUCACUGUGGCUGAGGAACUGUAUUUGUAGAAGGAAAAAAAUGGAGACAGACAUGCGAGAGGACAGAAUGUGAGGAGGAACUUGCCUUGAAUGCUUUUUCCAUUUCUGUGUUUCCCUGCUUCAUUGGAACUGCAGACGCGGCGACUGGCGACGGCGCCCCCUGUGGGCUGAGCGCGGACAGAGCAGCUUUUUCCGCUCACGUGACCACCGGGGAGAGUGCGGUUACGGUUACCGGGGAGAGCUAACCUGGUCGGCGCUCACUAUUUUGGAGUUCUCGGGAAAGAACAGAAAAAUCGUCAACCUCGUUUAUGUAUAUAUUGGCUUUUAACACUUGAAAAUGCAACAUUGCUGAGGUUUCGUGAAAGUGUUGUGCAUUCACUUAGAAUGAAACUUAAGUGUUAUUUAUAAAUUAUUUUGCUUUUUAUAUUGAAUGAAACCGUCCAUAUACUGAAGAUUUUAAGAGAUAUGGUAUCCUAGGCUACGGUGCCGGCUUGGAGUGUAAGCAUUGUAGCCUAGGAUACCAUUCUGCUCACUCCUCACUUCUCAGAGAGGAGAAACUUUAGGAGGAGAUGAUUCUUUCUGUAUUAAUUUAAUGUGUUUUAAGGUACAGUAUGUUUCCAUUGUGUAGUCGGUGUUCCUUCACUUGCUUGCACCAGCAAACACUCCGCAAUGUGUCAGACUCGCACCAUUGUGUGAAACGGCUACAGUGUUGUCAAUGCGUUUGACUAAUAAAAGGCUGUGUGGAACAGACCGCCUUCAACCAAAAAAAAAGAAAGAAAAACAGCCCACAAAUCAGUUUUCAUGCACAUUAUAUUUCUUCAAUGAUUUCACCGCUUCCCUUGUUCUUGAUGUUUAGUGGGAGGAAGGCUGUCUUGCAGUUUUUCGCCUCCGCUGCAGGAGUUCGAGGACUGAGACGCUUAGCUCGUGUGCGGUCACGCUUCCCGCGGUCGAGAAAGAAAGGGAUUCCUCUCUCCCUUCUUAAGACCCCCAGACGACUGGGGAAGUAACAUGAAUUGCUCUGCUGUGUCUUUUUUAGUGUCUUCUCAGUGAUGUGAUUUCCUGUUAAACAAAGCCAUAGCCCUCGUGUGUGUAAAGGCUUUUUGUUUUGGCCUGUGAGGUUCCUAAGAAGUGUCAACGCAUUAUGGCCUUCUCAGGCCUCAUUAAUUAAAACCUCUCUCGAGCAACGUGGGUCAACAGAAAAAAAAAAAAACCUUUCCUUUGUCCGGCUCCAUAAGUUAAUAUCUGAAUUGCCGUGUAGAUCACAGAACAAUUGUCUCCAAUGUUGCUGCUUCUGCUGCACUGAAAUAAAAAAAGAUUGCAGGGUG